CUUCUUCAGGACCAUGCUCGAUCCAUGUUGAUGGCCAAACCACCAUGUCGUCGUCCCAGGCCUCGUCAUCAGCACAACCAGAAUUCACCAUCUCGACGCCACCAUCGGAUGUUGUGUCGAGCCUCUCGUUCAAUCCGGACCCCUCGCACGCCACCCAGCUCCUCGCUGCGAGCUGGGAUAAGACGGUGAGGUUGUACCAUCUGCCCGCCGACUUCCCAGCGACCAGCGACGAGGCCGCCCUGGCUGAAGCAUCGAAAGGAUGCACCCUCGUGCAUACGUUCCAGCAUGACGCUCCGGUGUUGGACGUGUGCUGGAUCAACGACAAGCUCGCUGCGUCAGGAGGUCUCGAUAGACGAGUUCGCCUGCUCGAUCUCGAGACGGGCCAGAGCAGUAUCUUGGGCAAGCACACCAAUGCGGUGAGCCGGAUACGAUAUAGCGAGUCCACAAAGCUGCUCGUUUCCGCAUCAUGGGACGCCACGUUAAAGGUGUGGGAUCCCUUUGCGGCGGCGUCGUCGUCGUCGGGGUCGGGCAGCGAGGCUCUACUCAAGACCCUCAAGCUCCCAGACAAGGUCUUGGCCAUGGACAUCUCGCCGUCAUUCCCGAGUACACAGACCCCCAAAGGCCCCGUCCAGAUCAGCGACACAACACCACGGCUCGUCGUGGCCAUGGCGGGCCGCCUCGUGCACAUCUAUGAGCUCUCUCGCUGGCGUGCUGAGCUCGAUCAGGGCGCUUCCUCACCAGAUGACUCUCCUGCAUGGAAACCGGCGCAGAAGCGGGAGAGCUCGCUCAAGUACAUGCUCCGCGAUGUCCGCACAACCGUCUCAGGACAAGGCUACGCGACGUCGUCCGUCGAAGGGCGAAUUGCGCUCGAAUUCUUCGACGCCUCAGACGAGGUCCAGGCACAAAAGUAUGCCUUCAAGUGUCACCGCCAGGUCGUGGACGGCAUCGACACGGUGUACCCCGUCAACGGCAUGGCGUUCCACCCAAUCCAUGGCACAUUUGCCUCCAUCGGUGCGGACGCCGCCGUGUCCAUUUGGGACCCGCUCGCUAAAAAGAGGAUCAAGCAGUACGGCCGAGCACCCAGCGCCCUGUCGUGCGGCGCCAUUUCGAGCGACGGCGCGUUCCUGGCCGUUGCCAGUGGCUUUGAAAACAUCGACGAUGCAAACAGCCCCUCUGGCGAAGUUGGCGGACUUGCCAAGGGCGGGCCCGGAAACGUCCAGAUUCAUAUCCGGCCUGCCUUUGACGACUGCAAGCCCAAGCCCAAAGCUUCUUAAUGUGUCACUGUCAGUCUCUUGGGAGCCUCAAAUUGCAGUUCCAUCAGAGAGGGAAUGAAAGUUGUACUGUACACGAUGAAAUAAAAUUAGAGGGAU
Molecule: messenger RNA, 1370 nt
Organism: Acaromyces ingoldii
Lineage: Eukaryota; Fungi; Basidiomycota; Exobasidiomycetes; Exobasidiales; Cryptobasidiaceae
Product: WD40 repeat-like protein
Exons: 1
Coding region: 45-1274 (409 amino acids)
Biological process (GO): mitotic spindle assembly checkpoint signaling
Cellular component (GO): kinetochore; mitotic checkpoint complex; bub1-bub3 complex
Molecular function (GO): ubiquitin binding
Source: RefSeq, a predicted model, not a curated record